Physeter macrocephalus (sperm whale) is the source of this 1400-nucleotide messenger RNA. RefSeq names its product reticulon 4 receptor like 2 (gene RTN4RL2). The coding region runs from base 29 to 1291 and encodes 420 amino acids. The transcript has 3 exons. Gene Ontology annotation, molecular function: protein binding. The record is from RefSeq and is a predicted model, not a curated record. Lineage: Eukaryota; Metazoa; Chordata; Mammalia; Artiodactyla; Physeteridae.
CGCCCCCUCCCCCGAGCGUCGAGACAAGAUGCUGCCCGGGCUCAGGAGCCUGCUGCAAGGUCCCGCCCCGGCCUGCCUCCUGCUGAUGCUCCUGGCCCUGCCCCCAGCUGCCCCCAGCUGCCCCAUGCUCUGUACCUGCUACUCGUCCCCGCCCACCGUGAGCUGCCAGGCCAACAACUUCUCGUCGGUGCCGCUGUCCCUGCCGCCCAGCACGCAGCGCCUCUUCCUGCAGAACAACCUCAUCCGCACGCUGCGGCCCGGCACCUUCGGGCCUAACCUGCUCACUCUGUGGCUCUUCUCCAACAACCUCUCCGCCAUCUAUCCGGGCACCUUCCGCCACCUGCAGGCGCUCGAGGAGCUGGACCUCGGCGACAACCGGCACCUGCGCUCUCUGGAGCCCGACACCUUCCAGGGCCUGGAGCGGCUGCAGUCGCUGCAUCUGUACCGCUGUCAGCUCAGCAGCCUGCCGGGCAACAUCUUCCGCGGCCUGGUCAGCCUGCAGUACCUCUACCUCCAGGAAAACAGCCUGCUCCACCUACAGGAUGACCUGUUCGCGGACCUGGCCAACCUGAGCCACCUCUUCCUCCACGGGAACCGCCUGCGGCUGCUCACGGAGCACGUGUUCCGCGGCCUGGGCAGUCUGGACCGGCUGCUGCUGCACGGGAACCGACUGCAGGGCGUGCACCGCGCGGCCUUCCGCGGCCUCAGCCGCCUCACCAUCCUCUACCUGUUCAACAACAGCCUGGCCUCGCUGCCGGGCGAGGCGCUCGCCGACCUGCCGGCGCUGGAGUUCCUGCGGCUCAACGCCAACCCCUGGGCGUGCGACUGCCGCGCGCGGCCGCUCUGGGCCUGGUUCCAGCGCGCGCGCGUGUCCAGCUCCGACGUGACCUGCGCCACGCCCCCGGAGCGCCAGGGCCGCGACCUGCGCGCCCUCCGCGAGGCCGACUUCCAGGCGUGCCCGCCCGCCGUGCCCACGCGGCCCGGCAGCCGCGCCCGCGGCAACAGCUCGUCCAACCACCUGUACGGGGUGGCCGAGGCCGGGGCGCCCCCCGCCGACCCCUCCACCCUCUACCGAGACCUGCCAGCCGAAGACCCGCGGGGGCGCCAGGGCGGGGACGCACCCACCGAGGACGACUACUGGGGGGGCUACGGGGGCGAGGACCAGCGGGGCGAGCAGACGUGCCCCGGCGCUGCCUGCCAGGCGACCCCGGACUCCCGCGGCCCCGCGCUCUCGGCCGGGCUCCCCGCCCCUCUGCUUUGCGCCUUGCUCCUGGUCCCCCACCACCUCUGACUGCGGUGCUGAGACUGAAGAGGCCGGUGUGUCUCGCUCCCCCUCAUCCCUCAUCCCCCGUCGCCAGCGGCGGCUCUGGCCCAGUCCCCGCCCUCUGGCCGGCGGCCUU